UGUUGCCGAUUAUUACAUUUCCCCAUGAACACGUGUAUCUGCAUUCUUGAUCUAUUUUCUCAUGACAAUUAUAAACAUGGACGAAAAUCAAAAAAUACAAUACUUGGUUGUUGAUACAAGUGCUUUCAUCAGAAAUGCAUCUUUACAGGAUAUUGGCCUCAACAUAAUAACAGAGCAAGAUGUAGUGAAUGAAGUUACAAAUAAAAGGCAACUAAGAAGACUAGUUGUCUUACCAUAUGAUUUAACAAUACAAAAUGCACAUACUGAAAACAUUAAAUUUGUUACAGAAUUUGCUAAAAAGACAGGUGAUUAUGCUAGUUUAUCAGUAACUGAUAUAAAAGUAAUUGCAUUAACCUAUCAGUUAGAAAAAGAAAAAGUGGGAACAAAUCAUUUAAGAACUGAUCCAAUCAUGGUAAAAACUGUGGAUACCAGUGUUACUUCAAUGGAAGAUCGUGUUUCAUUAGCUGGUUUUUAUAUGCCAAUGAAUAAAAUUGGCGAUAAGAAUAAAAAUAAAGAAAAAUACCAUUUGGAAGAAUUUAAAUAUAAAGAGCAUGUAGAAGAUAUUGAUAAAAAAAGUGUUGACAUAAACUUGGAAGACAGUAUAAAUAAUGUUGACAAUGAAGAAGCAGAUUCAGAAUCAUAUUUUAGCGAAUCUUCCAACAAUAUUGAAUCAGAUUAUGAAACUGCAGAAUCCGAUAUAGAUCACGAUAAAAUAGAAGAUGUGUCUACUAAAUUUGCAAAGUUAGAAUGUGAACCAACAGAAUUCAAAAUUGUAGAUCAAGACAGUAGUGAAUACAAUAUUAAGGAUAAUUUUGUUUUUGUCAAAGACGAUUUUGAAGGUGUACAAAAUAACACUGAAUAUGAUGAAUAUGAGGGUGAUGAAGAUGAAAACAAUGAUGAUGACAACAGUGAUGAUGACAACAGUGGUUGGAUUACACCUAAAAACAUUUCUGUUAUAAAAAAAGAAAUUGAUACGAAUUUUCUUGAACAAGCACCAGUAACUGUUGCAUGUUUAACAAUGGACUUUGCUAUGCAAAAUGUUUUAAAACAAAUUGGAUUAAAUGUAGCUGCACUAGAUGGGAGAGUAAUUAAACAAAUGAGAACAUUUAUCUUCAGAUGUUAUGCAUGUUUCAAAACUACUAGUAUUAUGACAAAAGCUUUUUGUCCUAGUUGUGGUAAUAAAACAUUGAAAAAAGUUGCAGUCACUUUAAAUGAGGAAGGAAAACAGCAAAUUCAUAUUAAUUUCCGAAAAUCAAUUUCCAAAAAAGGAAAAAGGUUUUCUUUACCGAUGCCAAAGGGUGGAAAACAUGCUAACAAUCCUAUUCUUUGCAAUGACCAACCAGUGCCCGACCAAAGAACAACAAAACUAGCACGAACUAAAAAUGAUCCUUUACAGGAUGAUUACAUAGCUGGAUAUUCUCCAUUUAUCAUGCGCGAUGUACAUUCUAAAUCGGCUAUAUUAGGUAUACGACCAAGAGACUCUGUUAAAUAUUGGAUGAAAAAGAAUCCAAAUGAAUCUAGACGAAGACGGAAAUAA
Messenger RNA from Colletes gigas, 1537 nucleotides. Its product is annotated as RNA-binding protein NOB1. Bases 62 to 1537 code for a protein of 491 amino acids. Gene Ontology annotation, molecular function: RNA endonuclease activity. Gene Ontology annotation, cellular component: preribosome, small subunit precursor. The transcript has 6 exons. Gene Ontology annotation, biological process: ribosomal small subunit biogenesis; maturation of SSU-rRNA. NCBI's taxonomy places the organism in Eukaryota, Metazoa, Arthropoda, Insecta, Hymenoptera, Colletidae. The record is from RefSeq and is a predicted model, not a curated record.